UGGAUCUCAUGGAAGCAUUUCUUCAACUGAGGCUCCUUCCUCUCUGAUGACUCUAGCUUGUGUCCAGUUGACACACACCACCAGUCAGAACAGCCGGCUGUCAGUGGUGGAGGCCAGUGCUUGUGACGUGGUGAAACUCAGGGGAUGAUGUUCUGCAGUCAGAAGAAGCUGCCAGAAGUCGAGCGGGUGGUGAAAGCCAAUGACCGUGACUACAAUGAGAAGUUCCAGUAUGCGGACAAUCGUAUCCACACGUCCAAAUACAACAUUCUCACAUUCUUGCCAAUUAAUUUAUUUGAGCAGUUCCAAAGAGUGGCAAAUGCCUAUUUCCUUUUCCUCCUGAUACUACAGCUCAUUCCAGAAAUCUCUUCCCUGACGUGGUUCACCACCAUUGUGCCUCUGGUCCUGGUGAUCUCCAUGACAGCUGUCAAGGAUGCUACUGAUGACUAUUUUCGUCAUAAGAGUGAUAACCAAGUGAAUAACCGACAGUCUGAAGUGCUCAUUGAUAGCAGACUGCAGAAUGAAAAAUGGAUGAAUGUUAAAGUUGGAGACAUCAUUAAAUUAGAAAAUAACCAGUUUGUUGCUGCCGAUCUGCUGCUUCUGUCAAGUAGUGAGCCGCACGGUCUCUGCUAUGUUGAAACGGCCGAGCUCGAUGGGGAAACAAAUCUAAAAGUUCGUCAAGCGCUACCUGUUACCUCAGAACUUGGAGCAGAUAUUAGCAGCCUUGCAAAGUUUGAUGGGAUUGUUGUCUGUGAGGCACCUAACAACAAAUUAGACAAGUUCUCUGGAGUCCUCUCUUGGAAGGACAGCAAACACACCCUCAGCAACCAGAAGAUAAUCCUGAGAGGCUGCGUCCUGAGGAACACCAGCUGGUGCUUUGGGAUGGUUCUUUUUGCAGGUCCUGACACUAAACUAAUGCAGAACAGUGGCAAGACAAAGUUUAAAAGAACAAGCAUUGACAGACUGAUGAAUACCCUAGUCCUAUGGAUUUUUGGAUUUCUGGUAUGCCUGGGAAUUAUUCUUGGAAUAGGAAAUUCAAUCUGGGAGAGUGAAUCUGGGGACCAGCUCAGAACUUUCCUCUUCUGGAGAGAAGGCGAGAAGAGUUCCCUGUUCUCAGGAUUCCUAACGUUCUGGUCGUACAUUAUCAUCCUCAACACGCUUGUGCCCAUUUCGUUAUAUGUGAGUGUGGAAGUAAUCCUGGGACACAGUUACUUUAUAAACUGGGACCGGAAGAUGUAUUAUGCUGCCAAAGCAGUGCCUGCUGAAGCCCGGACAACCACACUCAACGAGGAGCUGGGCCAGAUUGAAUAUAUUUUCUCCGACAAAACAGGAACUCUCACUCAAAACAUCAUGACUUUUAAAAAAUGUUCCAUUAAUGGGAGAGUCUAUGCAGGUGAAGUACCAGAUGAUCUGGGCCAGAAGAAAGAAAUAACUAAGAAAAAGGAGGCUGUGGACUUCUCAGGCAAAUCUCAAUCAGAAAGAAGACUUCAUUUCUUUGACCACAGUCUGAUGGAAUCCAUUGAGCGGGGGGACCCCAAAGUACAUGAAUUUCUUCGCUUACUUGCUCUCUGCCAUACUGUAAUGUCAGAGGAGGACAGUGCAGGACAACUGGUUUACCAAGUUCAAUCACCCGAUGAAGGAGCUCUAGUUACUGCUGCUAGAAAUUUUGGGUUCAUUUUCAAGUCUCGGACCCCAGAGACAAUAACAGUAGAAGAAUUGGGAACACCUGUUACUUAUCAGUUACUUGCCUUUUUGGAUUUCAGCAACAUCAGGAAAAGGAUGUCUGUUAUAGUUCGAAACCCAGAUGGACAGAUAAAACUUUAUUCCAAAGGAGCAGAUACUAUUUUGUUUGAGAAACUCCAUCCUUCCAACAAAGACCUGCUGUCCUUGACAUCUGACCAUCUCAAUGAAUUUGCAGGUGAAGGCCUUCGCACCUUGGCAAUUGCUUACAGGGAACUUGAUGACAAGUACUUUGAAGUGUGGCAGGAGAUGCUUGAAGAUGCAAACGCUGCCACCACUGACAGGGAUGAAAGGAUAUCUGGGCUGUAUGAAGAUAUUGAAAGAGAUUUGAUGCUAUUAGGUGCCACUGCUGUAGAAGAUAAGUUACAAGAAGGUGUAAUUGAAACAGUUACAAGCCUAUUGCUAGCCAAUAUUAAGAUCUGGAUCCUAACAGGAGACAAACAAGAAACUGCCAUCAAUAUUGGUUAUGCCUGCAAUGUGCUGACUGAUGCCAUGGAUGCCGUGUUUGUGAUAACGGGGAACACAGCUGGAGAAGUGCGAGAAGAACUCAGGAAAGCAAAGGAAAUUUUGUUUGGACAAACCCCGAGUUUUUCCAAUGGACAUGUAGUUUACGAAAGUAAGCGCCAGUUGGAGUUGGAGCCGGGUGCAGAAGAAGCUGUAACAGGAGACUGUGCCUUAGUCAUAAACGGCCACAGUUUGGCCCAUGCCCUAGAAAGUGAUGUCGAGAAGGAUCUUUUGGAACUUGCCUGCAUGUGUAAGACUGUGGUUUGCUGCAGAGUCACCCCACUCCAGAAAGCUCAAGUCGUAGAGCUGGUCAAAAAGCACAGAAAUGCUGUAACCUUGGCCAUUGGCGAUGGGGCCAACGAUGUCAGCAUGAUUAAAAGCGCUCACAUCGGCAUUGGCAUCAGCGGCCAGGAAGGCCUGCAGGCAGUCUUAGCCAGUGACUACGCUUUGGCUCAGUUCAGAUAUCUCCAACGGCUGCUUCUUGUUCAUGGAAGGUGGUCCUAUUACAGAAUGUGCAAGUUUUUAUGCUAUUUCUUCUACAAGAACUUUGCGUUCACUCUUGUGCAUUUCUGGUUUGCCUUCUUCUGUGGUUUCUCAGCACAGACUGUUUAUGACCAGUGGUUCAUCACUCUUUUUAACAUCGUUUACACAUCACUACCUGUUUUAGCCAUGGGGAUUUUUGACCAGGAUGUGAGUGACCAGAUCAGCAUGGACUGUCCCCAGCUCUACGAACCUGGACAACUGAAUCUACUUUUUAACAAGCGUAGAUUUUUCAUCUGUGUGGCACAUGGAAUCUAUACUUCCUUAGCGCUUUUCUUCAUUCCCUAUGGGUCCUUUUACAACGUGGCUGGAGAAGAUGGGCAACACAUCGCUGACUAUCAGUCCUUUGCAGUUACCAUGGCCACAUCGUUGGUCAUUGUGGUCAGUGUACAGAUAGCCUUGGACACCAGUUACUGGACUGUGGUUAAUCACGUCUUCAUCUGGGGCAGUGUUGCUACGUAUUUCUCCAUUUUACUGGCCAUGCACAGUAAUGGCGUCUUCAGACUCUUCCCACACCAGUUCCCCUUUGUUGGAAAUGCAGUGCACUCCCUGAGUCAGAAGUUCGUCUGGCUUGUUGUUCUCCUGAUAGCUGUGGCUUCCGUCAUGCCGGUGGUGACAUUCAGAUUCCUGAAGAUGUGUUUUUACCCAAGCCUAAGUGAUCAGAUCCGCAGGUGGCAGAAAGCUCAGAGAAAGGAAAGGCCCAUACGAAGCCGAAGGCCUCAGGUCCGCAGGUCCAGCUCCAGAAGAUCCGGGUACGCGUUUGCUCACCAAGAGGGCUAUGGAGAGCUCAUCACAUCUGGAAAAAAUAUGCGAGCUAAAAGUCCAGCCCCAACAUCAGGGCUGGAAAAGACGGUUUAUAAUAACACGAGCUGGAUUGAAAAUUUAUGUAAGAAAACCACAGACGUGGUGAGCGGCUUUAGUCACGAUAAGACAGUGAAGCUGUGAGUCAAGACGGACUUGAACCACAAGAUUUUCUUUUCACCUCAUCUGGGGCUGAGCUUCGGCUGCUCAGGGGCCAAGAGCAGGGCAGAUUGCCUCGCUUAACUUAAAUCCAUGGCCUCCUGUUUCCAAUGCCUGUCACAUACUGGUGUGUUCUGCAGGAAACCGGGCCAGAUGGGCACCAUCCAGUCUGUGAUUCUGUGGACCAAGCCCUCCCUCGUGGGACAAGCACAGAUUUUUAUUAACUUAAACACCAAUUGAUCUGAACUUUGAAUCUUAUUUAUGAAAAAAAAAAAAGUUUGUAAAUUAGCACCUACACUGGAUGGGUCCUGGGUAUGUAAAAGGUACAUUCCAACAGUGUGUCUGAACCAGAAAACACAUGUCUACAGGUACACCGUGUAUGUGAAGAGCCGCCUUUCCCAAAUGUAAAUGCAGAAUUUAAAGUAUGCAGUACGGUGCUCUCAGACUGAGAGUCAGUCUCUCUCUCUUCUAGUUAUGACCUCUACUUGCCAGUCCACCUUGGACAACAAACCAUGACAUGCCUGAAGAAUACGUUAAAAAGCCUGUGGGAUUCCCUGUUUUACAAACCGGUCCAGGGACAAAAGAGAGUGAAUAUCUUUGCAGAGGGGCUGCUAAUGGGGUCAGAUGUAUUCAGAAAGUGUUCAGUCUGUUCUAGGUAGGGACGGAAUACCAGAGUGACUCCCCAGGAAGUCUCCUAACAUUUCAGUGACUUGUCGUGGAAUGCCACACUUUUUUGAUAGUGUUCCAUACAGUUCAUGGGCAAAGGCAGCUGACAGAUCCCAUUUUAAAAACUUGAGAAUUAAAAGGAAGUGAGUGAAUAAGCCAUCUCUACUGUUAUUUACUCAGGUUUAGGUCAUGGAGACUCAUUUCCUUUUAGUAUCUUGUUGUUGUGUUUAUAACUCAAACAUCUAAAUGUAUGGAUGUAUAAGCUAAUUUUUAAAAUAGACAUUACAGCCCAAUUUUGGGAUCUCUGGGUGAGCCACUAUUUUAUAAAGCUCUGUGUUCAAACUGCUGCUCUGCUGCCUCUUACCUCUGUGAUGGGCAGGUGAUGUGCCUUUCUUGAGACUCAGUUUCCUCCUCUACCUACCUACCUCAUGUGGUUGAUGACCAUCAAGCACAAAUUCUCAAACCAUUAGAAACACAAUUCUCAUAUGAAUGUAUGAAUUAGGCUCCAGCUAGUUCAUCAUCAGAACAGCAGAGCAACGGGAAGAGACUGUCAGUCAUGAGUAGGAGGACCUCAAGGAAAUGUGGUUGCUAAAUAUGAUAGAAAGCAAGUAAAACCUAGCACAGGGAGUAUAUUUAUGUGAACGGAAGUAAAAUAAAGCAUUUGGUCUUACUAGUUUUCCAAAAUCAGUCUUUGGCUUUCCAGGCUCCUUCCUGUGGUCCCUACUCAAUUGCUGAUCAAACAAAACUACUUUCCACAAAGAGCUUGUUAAUCCUUAUGUGGCCUUGAUAGAUGAUGGCUUAGGAUGAUAUUAAUAGGUCAAUGUCCCCUGUCCAAUUGGUCUUGGUUUCUCAGGGUGAUUUUUUUCUGACUGGUACUCAAUGAGAUAAUGUGUACACAGGAGCCUAAUACUUAGAGCCUACACCAAUAGCAAAUGCUGGUAGCUAUUUCUUUUCCCUGUACAUAUCUACCUAGACAAAAGUAAGACUUUUGUGUCUAAUGAUCAGCCCUAGUGUGCUUGCUUAUGUUUUAUAACAAUUGCAAAAACUUUGGAAACUUUCAGUAAAUGUUUUGCCACUCCUAAUGCUGGAUGUUUUGCUUCAUUAUCGGGAACUCACCAGGGAAACUUUUUGUUAAAUUGUUCUAGCGCUCUCUCUCUCUCUCUCUCUCUCUCUCUCUCUCUCUCUCUCUCUCUCUCUCUCUCUCUCCUCUCUUCUCACUCCUCACCCUCUGUCUCUCCUUUAUAUGCUUGGGGAAAAUAUACAUCCUUUUUAGCAUUAGAGUCAAGAGUUAGAUGGACCAAUUGGAUUCACGUAUAAUACUAGAAAUGGUCAAUUUUGACACGUUCAGUUCAAAUUUUACACUUGAUCUCAGCCAAAAGGCUGAGAAGUGAUCAGUUCAAAUUUAAAAGGCCAUUUAUAAACAGAUAGUGUAGAGGAUUGUGGGAGAAACAUUUUACUAGUUUACUUUGGUCCUAUGAGAACCAAAUAAACUUAUGCAGCCCACUGUAAGAUACUGAACUGUAUAGGAUAAUUUUGAACCUGAAGAUGAAAGUUGGUGGGGUGGUGGUGAUAUAAAUAAAAUAAAUGCAAUUUUACUUUUA
Molecule: messenger RNA, 6008 nt
Organism: Peromyscus leucopus (white-footed mouse)
Lineage: Eukaryota; Metazoa; Chordata; Mammalia; Rodentia; Cricetidae
Gene: Atp8b4
Product: ATPase phospholipid transporting 8B4 (putative)
Biological process (GO): Golgi organization; phospholipid translocation
Cellular component (GO): plasma membrane
Molecular function (GO): ATP binding; ATPase-coupled intramembrane lipid carrier activity; magnesium ion binding
Source: RefSeq, a predicted model, not a curated record